GCAGGAGAAUACUAAUAUAUCAGUAUAUGUUAUAAUUUCACAGUAUAUUAGCAGUGCUUGUUCUCCGGUCAUAUUCUUAUCAUCGUUGGGUAUUUGGGGACAUUGAGACGAAGAAUUCAAGGCAAUGUCUCUUUUCAAAACAUCUUCCUUUGCAGAAAAUGGAUUAAACUUUCAACAAUGCAAUCGACUGGAAGAAAAAGCUUUACGAAAAAAGUUGGAUCACAUGAAAACAAUGCAUCGACAGGCUGAUUUUAAUUUUGGACUUGAAAGUAAGGUGAUUACCAAAAGACUGAGAGACAACCUUGAACGUUCAGCUCAAGCUGACGCAAGCAUCAAAAAAAUUAAAAGUUCAAUGCCGGAAUGUAGUACAAAGUAUCGCAAGAAUCGUAACUUCGCAAAGACAUUAAUGGAAGUCUGGAGCGAUGAAGAUGCGGGAAACACAACUGCGAUGUCUGAAGAAGUUACGAUUCCUGCUUGUAUAAAUCUUCUGCGAUCAGCAGGUUUUGAGAUCGAUAAAAGUUUAUCCCGUAAGUUGGACGAGAUGCGAAAAGCGCAGGUGCAAAUACAGAAAAUGAGAAAUCCAAGAAAAUCCAGGGGCGGCCAACGCUUUAACACUCGAUCGAAAUCUUUACCAAGAUUCAACAACGGGAGGCUGACAAGUUAUGGAAAUGAAACACAGUCGGACUAUACAAAUCCAUUCGAAUCUCAAUCAACUCAUUUGCCACUGAUUCAAAAUGGCGGUAGGGAGCGGUUGUUGUCUUCUUCGUCGUCGACGGCAUCUUGCGACAUUCUAAAGAGCGAGCAUUGGCGACUACGGUCGGACACGCAACCAAACAUUACUCCGGUAGUAAAACUCAACCGAAGCAAACGCCCAUACUCUGCUCCGGAUUUGGAAACAAAAGUAAGUUCGGUGGUUAAGAAAUGUACAAUCAAGCCGCAGAUUAUUGAAGAUGAAAUUAUGGAAACGCAAGAGUCUAUAGUCGAAGACUGCUCAAACGAUGACGCUGUUCCUAAACCACUUACAAGACCUGCAUCCGUUAGUUCGUUCAAUAGUGACGAUAUGAGAGCGUAUGGCGAAGAAGUCUCUCACAAUCAAUGUCCGUUGCAGCAAUUGCACAAAAAGAUUCAUACAAGCCCAGAAGAUGUAAAUUUAUUAGAUCUACAUCGAGCCACAAUCGCAUCAAGAAAUUAUCCGCGACGGAUGAAAACGUUUAUGAGAGGAAUUCAUGAGUGGCAAAUUCCAGAAGACGAUAAAGUAGAUGGACUAACGGGAGACUAUUACUCAUUUCGUAUACAAAAGAAAAAGGGAAGUUGUACAUCGCAAGGUGAAGGAAGGCGAGCAACAUCUGCCAGACCAUAUAAAAGCAAGUAUUCGACAGAUGAGUUGAGCGGUGUCAAACUGUGCAAGGAUACCGAAGAGGAAUAUUAUGAAAAAGCGUUAAAAACUUCAAAGACAGACUUGAGGCACAGAAGUAUGACGAUAAAACCGCUCAGUACUGUUUGGGGUUCGAGCGAAUAUAUAGAAUGCAUAUUGUGAAUCCGUACAGCUCUGGACUGACUUUAUUAAUGUUCACAUUCUAGAUGAAAUUUAACAUAUAAUAUUUGUACGGUAAAUUUGCGUACAAACAAAGCCAAAAAUUCAAGUAUUUUAUUUAUAAAAUUUCAAAAACUGUUGAAUGUUUCGAGUUCGGGAAUGAAGAACGUUUCCAUAAGGGGUUGGUCUUUUUUGUUCAGCCAUCAUGUGGUGUUUGUAACGUGGUGUGCAAAUACAGCCAAAAAUAUGCAUAUAGAUUUUGACAAUAGAUGCUUGACUUUUUAAAGUGGCGAACGUGACUCUGAUGAGGCAUGAAACUAUUUUAGUUCAGUUUAAGUGCAUCUAACUUCUUGUCGAAAUACAGUUUAAGACAUUUACGUAAAUCAGAAUGAGGCUUCGGCUAAGUGGCGUAACUGAGGACAUGACAUGAACUCUGAGAAUUUUUAGAACAGUGAGUAAUCCAUUGUUCCUUAUUCGGGCACCCUGACAUCAUUACAAGUAUAAGUACUACUGAAGUAUGCGCAUCAAGAUGUCGCACAACCUGAGUUCAGGUUGUGCGCCAUCUUAGUGCGCAUACUUCAGGAGGUCCCAAGUAUAUGCAUAAGUAGUCUGAGUCUCACAUUCUUCGGACGGAAGCUUUGUUCGUGGUGAGUAAUGGUUGAGCCAACUUAAAGUUGUUUUCGUAUUGGUUUUGUCCGCGAUUGAGCAUCAAAAUCAAUAAUGUCGAACUAGGCCAGGGAUGGCGAA
Molecule: messenger RNA, 2281 nt
Organism: Styela clava
Lineage: Eukaryota; Metazoa; Chordata; Ascidiacea; Stolidobranchia; Styelidae
Source: RefSeq, a predicted model, not a curated record